GUAAUUGCGGCAUUAAGCAUUCAGCCCGUCAGCGGAGAGGACGCGUAGUUGAAGAUGUGGUCACUGGCUGUGGUUUUGUUGCUGCUGAGGUACAUCAGCGCAGAGGUCGUCACGUUCCAGAAUUGUCCUGUAUCUGAUGACGAUCCUGCCCUGGAGCCGAACUGCACCAUCAAUGAAGUAAGAAUCUCACCAUGUGUAGAAGCGUUGGAGAAUUUGCCCUGCAAAAUUAAAAGGGGCCGAUCAGCCUCCAUCCAGUUCGACUUCACGCCCACUGUGGGUAGUGAGACAUUGACGGGCAAAGUCUACUGGGUUAAUCAGAUGGGAGACCUACCUUUUGUGGGGAUGAACUCUGAUGCCUGUACUUUUACUACAUGCCCCAUCCAGCCAGAUAGGAGGCAGACUUACGAAUACCAGCUCAGCAUUUCCAAGAGGUUCCCAGUGAGGGCGUACGACAUAAAAUGGCGGCUGUGGAAUGAGGAUUCGGAUCUACUGGAGUGCUGCUUCACUACCAAGAUUAAGCUGACUAAGUAGUAAAGCGAGGCUCCAACCGCCAUCUCCUCUCUUAAGCGAACCAUGUUUUAGACACAAACUUCGAAAGUCAGCAAAUCAACAUGAAGUGGGAACGGUAUAAGUUUGUUAGUAAUAUUAGGUAUGGACUAUGAGACACUUGUGGGUGUAUUUGUGACACAACAGAACAUAUUCCGGUACAAGCGUAUGUGAUGCUUCCUCUACGUGUCAAACGCCGUAAGGAUAUCGUGUCAACUGCGCACACACACCCACACAGACAAUUCUAUGUAAUUGCAGUAAACCUUUUGACGCGGUCUAUUUUGAAGAUUGUGUGACUUCCGCCCAUUAAAGUGAUGUAAACUGCUUUGACAGUUGUAGAAUGUCACUACAUUAAAUUAUGGGUAUUUUACUUAGGGAGUAAGGAUGUGGCAAUUCACAAGAAUUUAAUGUGAAAUAUUUUAAUCAAUUAUAAAUGAUGUGUUUCAGCAAAUAUUGGCCCAAUGAGCAGUUCUUUCCUUCGACAUACCUCCGAAAAUUGUCUGCACUAUUUAUGCAGCCAUGUUACUUGUGACGUGUUAAAAUGUGUAUGGAAUAUUUAAAAAUGUUAUAGAGGAAUACGUCAUCUGUUUAAUGUCUUUAGACAUUAUUCAAUAAAUGGUCUACAAAUUUAAGUAAAA
Cryptotermes secundus is the source of this 1184-nucleotide messenger RNA. Its product is annotated as MD-2-related lipid-recognition protein. The transcript is spliced from 4 exons. Bases 55 to 531 code for a protein of 158 amino acids. NCBI's taxonomy places the organism in Eukaryota, Metazoa, Arthropoda, Insecta, Blattodea, Kalotermitidae. Gene Ontology annotation, biological process: sterol transport. Gene Ontology annotation, molecular function: sterol binding. The record is from RefSeq and is a predicted model, not a curated record.